Messenger RNA from Sinocyclocheilus grahami, 483 nucleotides. Its product is annotated as melanocortin receptor 3-like. Gene Ontology annotation, cellular component: membrane. The transcript has a single exon. Gene Ontology annotation, biological process: G protein-coupled receptor signaling pathway. The record is from RefSeq and is a predicted model, not a curated record. The annotation marks the transcript as partial. NCBI's taxonomy places the organism in Eukaryota, Metazoa, Chordata, Actinopteri, Cypriniformes, Cyprinidae. Gene Ontology annotation, molecular function: melanocortin receptor activity.
AUGAACGACUCAUACCUGCAGUUUCUUAAAGGGCAGAAACCUGCAAACAGCACGUCUUUGCCUCCUAAUGACAGCACGGUUGAUCCUCCAGCAGGGGUGCUGUGCAAGCAGGUUCAGAUCCAAGCGGAGGUUUUUCUCACCUUGGGUAUUGUCAGUCUUCUGGAGAACAUCCUUGUCAUCUUGGCCGUGGUCAAAAACAAGAACCUUCACUCUCCGAUGUAUUUUUUCCUGUGCAGCCUGGCUGCUGCGGACAUGUUGGUGAGUGUAUCGAACUCUUUGGAGACCAUUGUCAUUGCUGUACUAAACAGUCGCCUUUUGGUGGCCAGUGACCAUUUUGUGCGUUUGAUGGACAAUGUGUUUGAUUCAAUGAUCUGCAUUUCUCUUGUGGCAUCAAUCUGCAACCUCUUGGCGAUUGCUGUCGACCGCUACGUCACGAUCUUCUACGCCUUACGCUACGACAGCAUAGUGACUGUACGCAGAGCA